Epithele typhae is the source of this 1056-nucleotide messenger RNA. RefSeq lists its product as uncharacterized. The record is from RefSeq and is a predicted model, not a curated record. The coding region runs from base 1 to 1056 and encodes 351 amino acids. Lineage: Eukaryota; Fungi; Basidiomycota; Agaricomycetes; Polyporales; Epitheliaceae. The transcript has 4 exons.
AUGUCCACCCACAAGUCAUCUCAAGAAAUCCCUGAAGGUCCCAUUCCUAGUAUCGUCACGCGUCGUUCGCAGAUGCUUAUUACGACCACGGCUCUCAUUGGCAAACGGGUCAAGCCACAGAUCUUCAUAAAUUCCGUCGACGACAUCAAGAGUUUUGGCCUGAUCGCUCAGCACAGUCCUUCCACCCUUCUCGGGGUCAGGGAUCUCACAGUCUCCAUCCCUCUGAAUGUCGGGUACAAUCCAAGGAUGCUUCGGGCAAACAUCAGUCCUUGUCUCAACAUCGUGCAGCUCCGUCUCACGCUCCCCCAGAACACACCGUCUACCGUCUUCAGACUCCUCACCUUCAACCACCUCAAACGCUUUUACACCAACCUCCCCCAUCGCGUCCUCUUCACAUUCCUAUCAAGGCAUCCGACAAUCACCGACUUGGCACUUGAGGGUUGUAGCCGCCCCGCCAACUGCCCUUUACGAGGAGUUGAGCUCCCGCUUCUCGACAAGCUGCAGUGCCCGGCUCGGUGUUUUGCUGCUAUUGCUGUCGGUCGUGCUGUCGGUACCGCACGUGUCAAACUCUCCCGUGUCGGGUCGACCACUUUUGCGGCGAUGGGUGUUCUCGCCGCUUGCCCAGUCGAGGCUCUCUCAAUUGACUUUCAUGAUGAUGAUCACGACAUUCUUGGUCGCAUCGCUGUGAACAUGCCAAAUCUGCGCAAGCUCAAGCUUACAGAGAAGUCAUGCGCAAAGCGACGCGCUGACUAUGCUCGUCGUUCCUGGAACGACUUAGAUGCAUGGCACACUGCCUUGCUGCGCUUCUCGGAGCUCUCCAUUCUGGAGGUGUAUACUGCUGCCACGGUCAGCACGGACUCUCGUUCAGAGGGCGAGGUAGUGAAUGGUUGGGCUAAGGGCACUAAUAUCAACUCAGUCGCCCAUCCGUCUCUUAGACGUGUUACCAUACUGCAAAAGCGAGGUGGACCGGAGGAGAGCCUGACCACAUGGCUUCGGGAGGAGGCCGUCGGGUGGGCACGUGCCUGGGCCCCGCUGAAGGAGAUAUUUGUUGUGUAG